Molecule: messenger RNA, 681 nt
Organism: Malaya genurostris
Lineage: Eukaryota; Metazoa; Arthropoda; Insecta; Diptera; Culicidae
Product: general odorant-binding protein 99a-like
Exons: 2
Coding region: 121-540 (139 amino acids)
Biological process (GO): sensory perception of smell
Molecular function (GO): odorant binding
Source: RefSeq, a predicted model, not a curated record
AGGGAUAUAAAAGCUACCGGUUCUGAGAGGACAGGCCAACAGUUCCUUCUGCCAUCCCGUUGUAGAAAGUACGCAUUCUCACCGUUCCUUUCUGUGAACCUUAAAAUUCGACCGGUCAACAUGAAACUGUUUAUCGCUUUGUUUGCAUUAGUUGCAGUGGCCGCUGCUGAUGAUUUCGUCGUUCAAACCGGCGAGGAUUUGCUACGCUAUCGAGGCGAGUGCGUUUCUUCGUUGAGCGUUCCGGAUGAUCAUGUCACCAAGUUCAAAAAGUGGGAGUUCCCCGAAGACGAUACGACCAAGUGCUACAUUAAGUGCAUUUUCACCAAGAUGCAAUUGUUUGACGAAACCGACGGACCGAUCGUCGAGAACCUGGUGAAACAACUCGCCCAUGGUCGAGAUGAGGCCGAAAUCCGGGCGGAGAUUUUGAAGUGCGUCGACAAGAACACCGAUAACAACGCCUGCAGCUGGGCCUUCCGGGGUUUCCAGUGUUUCCAGAAGAACAAUCUGUCGUUGAUCAAGGCCAGCAUCAAGAAGGACUAAAUUGGAAGGCGGAAACGACAAACGGAAAAUUUGGCGAUGGGCUGUUGAAAAGCGGUGUUGUGAUUGAAAUUUGAUUGAGCUUAGUGCUGCGAGUGGAAAACAAGUGGGUUCGAAAUAAAGUGAUCAUUAUAUUGAGCAGAA